Molecule: messenger RNA, 1946 nt
Organism: Topomyia yanbarensis
Lineage: Eukaryota; Metazoa; Arthropoda; Insecta; Diptera; Culicidae
Product: maltase A3-like
Exons: 3
Coding region: 48-1862 (604 amino acids)
Biological process (GO): carbohydrate metabolic process
Source: RefSeq, a predicted model, not a curated record
CACUCUCCUGGCGGACUGGUUUCGUUGCAGUUCUCGGAUCAGACAAGAUGUUGUCGUCGUGGUUGUCGUCGUUGUCGGGAGUGUUAAUUUUACUGGUGCUAAUAGUGAUUUGCCAUUCCGAGGCGGUAUUAGCCAACCCGGAUUGGUGGCAGAAGGCAGGAUUCUAUCAGAUCUAUCCCCGGUCGUUUAAAGACAGCAAUGGCGAUGGGAUUGGUGAUCUGAAUGGAAUAGCCUCGAAGCUGCCGUAUCUGAAGGAUAUUGGUGUGCGAGCUUUCUGGAUGUCUCCGAUCAAUAAGUCACCGAUGGUUGACUUUGGCUACGAUAUCUCGGAUUAUCGUGAAAUCCAACCGGAGUAUGGAACCAUGGCGGAUUUUGACAAUUUGGUCGCUGAAGCUAAACGUUUGGGAUUGAAGGUGAUUAUGGACUUUGUUCCGAAUCAUUCAAGCAAUCAGCAUCAAUGGUUCAUCGAUUCGGAAAACCGUGUGUCUGGCUAUGAAGAUUAUUAUGUGUGGGAUGAUGGUAAAACGAAUCCGGCGGGCGGUAGAAAUUUGCCACCUACAAACUGGAUACAGGCAUUUCGUGGAAGUGCCUGGGAAUGGAGUGAAAAACGAGGGCAGUACUAUUUACAUCAGUUUACGGUUGAACAACCUGACUUGAAUUAUCGGAAUCCAAAGGUAGUAGAAGAAAUGAAGGGAGUUCUUAAAUUUUGGCUAGAUAAAGGUGUGGACGGAUUCCGAAUUGAUGCUAUUCCAUUCCUGUACGAGGUGGUGAAAACAUCAGGAGGAGUAUAUCCAGAUGAGCCAUUGAGUGGAACGACACAAGAUCAAGAAGCCUUCGAAUAUCUAGAUCACAUUUACACUCAAAAUCAACCGGAAACGUUGGAGAUGGUAUAUCAGUGGCGUGAGCUGGUCGAUCAAUAUCAGAAAGAACAUGGCGGCGAAACGAGAGUGCUAAUGACCGAGGGGUUCACUACUUUGGAAAUUCUAAAAGAAUAUUAUGUUAGUGCAGAAGGCCGUUUGGGACCACACAUGCCAUUCAAUUUCGGCCUUAUCACAGAUGUCGAUGGAAAUUCCAAAGCAGAUCAAUUUGUAAAGACUAUCGAGUCAUGGAUGGCUAUUGUUCCCAAGGAUGGUGUAGCAAACUGGGUGAUAGGAAAUCAUGACCGUCCGCGAACAGCCACACGAUUCGGCCAAGAUCGAAUCGAUGCAAUGAACAUGCUAAUUUUGAGUUUGGCUGGGGCAUCAGUUACCUAUCAGGGGGAAGAAAUUGGAAUGACCGAUGUGUUUAUUUCUUGGGAAGAAACCGUCGAUCCUGCUGCUUGCAAUGCUGGUGAAGCGUUGUUCGAGGAGAAAUCGAGGGAUCCUUGCCGAACUCCGUUUCAGUGGGAUGACUCUGCGAUGGCUGGAUUUACCACUGGAAGCAGAACGUGGCUACCGGUAGGCCCGAACUACCGAACUGUGAAUGUGAAAGUGGAAGAGGCCCAGGAAAGGAGUCACCUUAAGGUGUAUAAAGCGAUGAUGAAACUUCGAGAGAGCAAGACGUUCCUACAUGGAUUGUUAAGAGUACGGGCUAUGAGUGAUAACGUUUUGGCGAUCGUCCGGGAGUUGACGGGAAAUAAUACGUACAUAACGCUGGUCAAUUUAGGAAACAACAGCGAAGUUAUUGAUGCGACCGGACUAGCGCAGUCGUUGCCCUCCAAGCUGAGAUUUGAUGCGGUGGGGGUCUCGUCGCAUCACGUUCGAGGCGGAGCCGUUGCCACAAACGACAUACUCCUACUUCCAUAUGAAUCAGUUGUACUAAUUGCACGGACCGCUGCACUGGAUCAUAUGUAUGAAUCGAUAUGUGAAGCUUGGUUGGAAUAACAAUGUGAUAAGGAUAAUUUUAUGUGUAUUUUUCACAUACCACUACUGACUGAGUCAAUUACAAUAUUUAUGUAUGUACAUAUA